Molecule: messenger RNA, 142 nt
Organism: Ambispora leptoticha
Lineage: Eukaryota; Fungi; Glomeromycota; Glomeromycetes; Archaeosporales; Ambisporaceae
Source: the annotation of a GenBank genome assembly
UUCAACAUUGCCCGACAUGAAUGGGUACUUGUUUGCGUACUCUUCCGCGCCGCUGCGACGAGUGAAAUAUGUUCAGUUUGGAGUGCUGUCUCCGGAUGAAAUCGUAUCCUUCUUGUUGCCUCUCACUAAAGAAAGGCAUUGA